This is a messenger RNA of Nylanderia fulva, 836 nucleotides long. The record is from RefSeq and is a predicted model, not a curated record. Lineage: Eukaryota; Metazoa; Arthropoda; Insecta; Hymenoptera; Formicidae.
AUGAAAUCUAACUUUGUUAAGCAAACCCUUCCUUCCAUCGGAGUUGCGAGACCUGUAUACAAGACCGUGGUUGCGACAAAGCCGUAUCAGGCCGAAUGUAAACAAAACACACGCGAAGACAGUGAAGAUUUAUGUGCGGAAAAUAACUUACAGGAACCAAUUUAUGAUCUUAUCAAGGAUUCUGGACAACCACAUGCUAGAGUCUUCACUAUUACAUGUACAGUAUCUAGUUUUGUAGAAGAAGGAGUUGCACCGACAAAAAAAAUGGCAAAGCAUGAUGCUGCAGGAAAAAUGGUGAAAAGAAUAAAAGCUCUUGUGGAUCAAUUAAAUAGCAUUGAAGAUGAAGAAGGAUCUUUAGACUCAUCUUUAGCAACUAAUAAAACGGAAAUAAUGAAUAGAAAUGCAAAAGAACGCUACUAUUCACUUAACAAAUCAAUAAAAAUGAAUUUAGGUAUUAAAUUAUCUGAAUAUCACACUAAAUGGAGAGAUUCUUUAGAAAUGGAUAAACGUAAGAAAGCAUUAGAAGAAUUGCAUUCUUAUUUAAACGAGAUUCUAUCUUUGGACGAAGAAGAUGCAGAUAAAUUUACCAUAAUAAUAAAUAAGAAGUUAUCUAAAUUAGAAACUAUAUUAUCAGAUAUUAAUGUAACAGUUAAUACAAAAGAAAUACCGGCAGAUAAGAGCUAUUUUAUGAGAAUAAUAGAGCUCAAUACUUGUCCUCAUUUUUCACAGAUUGGUAUAGGAAAAACUGAGCAAGAAGCUGACUGGAAUGCUUUAACCAAGAUGGUAGAAUUUUUAAUAUUGCUUCUGUCAUAAAAUAUAGAAUUCAUAAAUGUAAA